Nannizzia gypsea CBS 118893 is the source of this 1764-nucleotide messenger RNA. RefSeq names its product WD repeat-containing protein 70. Gene Ontology annotation, molecular function: protein binding. Gene Ontology annotation, cellular component: site of double-strand break; nucleus. NCBI's taxonomy places the organism in Eukaryota, Fungi, Ascomycota, Eurotiomycetes, Onygenales, Arthrodermataceae. Gene Ontology annotation, biological process: regulation of DNA double-strand break processing. The coding region runs from base 1 to 1764 and encodes 587 amino acids. The record is from RefSeq and is a predicted model, not a curated record. The transcript has a single exon.
AUGGAAGGGUUCGAUGAGGAAGAGUUUAAGAAGUUCUUCCCGAGCGGCUUUGGGAAGCAGACGAAAGAAGCCGAUAUCAAGACGCAGAUUGAUCGAACGAAGCGAAAGGAGCCUAUCGAAACACCUAGUGCUGGGGCAAUAGAAAAGCCGGCAAACCCAUCGCAGGAAGCUGCUGAAGAUAAAGGCAACGGAGAUUCAGAUUCGGACUCGGAUUCGGACUCUGACUCCGAUUCACCUGAAGAUGAAUUCCCCGUUUCCCAUAACCUCGUCUUUAGAACGCACGAUCGAGCUGUGACGACAAUAACACUUGAUACCGCUGGAGCGCGCAUGAUAACGGGUUCGACGGACUGCACAGUUAAAUUCCACGAUUUUGCAUCACUGACGCCUUCGACACUACGGGCGUUUAAAUCGGUGGAACCAAAUGCGAGAAAAAAUGCAACAUCUUCGUCCGAGAUACAUCCUGUCCACAUUGCCAAGUUCAACCCUAUUUCCCCUAGCCAGAUCUUGGUGGUAUCGGCCACUCCUCAAGCGAAAGUCCUCAGCCGCGAUGGCGAUACGCUUGCAGAAUUUGUGAAGGGAGACAUGUAUUUGCGGGAUAUGAAGAAUACCAAGGGUCACAUAUCUGAAGUUACCAGUGGAACCUGGAGCCCAACAGAUUACAACCUGUGCGUCACGGCUGGUACGGAUAGCACAUUGCGUAUCUGGGACGUUAAUGAUUCAAGGAGCCAGAAGGAAGUCAUCGUGCAUAGGUCAAAGGUGGCUGGGUCUGCAGGUAGAAGCAGAAUGACUGCUGUUGCCUGGGCAUCCCCUACGCAGGGAGGACCAAAUGCGCUGAUAGCAAGCGCUCUCGACGGCAGUCUUAUUAUGUGGGGAGGAGAUGGGCCCUUUACGAGACCAAGUGCUGAGAUUAAAGAUGCACAUACAAGAGACUCGUGGACCAGCGGCCUGGAUAUUAGCCCGGAUGGGAGGUUGGUAGUUACCAAGGGAGGAGACGACUUGAUCAAACUGUGGGAUACCAGGAAAUUCAAACAGCCGAUAACGACUGUCUCGCAUAUAUCUGGAUCAAAACAUUACCCGACGUCUAACAUACAAUUUUCCCCAAGCGGAGCAAACAUUGUGACGGGUUCUGAGACCGGACAUCUCCAUAUAUUGAAUCCCGCUACUCUCAAACCUGAACUGGUCACCCUGGUCACCCCCGACUCACCUCUAAUUUCCGUACUGUGGCACGAAAAGCUCAACCAGAUUGUUACAGGGUCUGCCAACGCAGAGACGCAUCUACUAUAUAACCCAUCGCUCUCGCAUAAUGGAGCUCUGACGAUAAUGUCCAAAGCACCAAAACGGCGGCAUGUCGAUGAUGAUCCAAACUUCACGACUGACAUCUCCCUCGGAUUCUCGGGCGAAGGCAUCGUUAAUGGCAGCGGAAUAGCAGCGGCCAGCUUCGCAGCCAGACAUCCUAAUGUUGGACUCACAGCUUCUGGACGAUCAAGAGACCCUCGCCGGCCGCACAUACCAGCUCAGACGCCCUUCGCUAAAAGCCAGCCUGACGAGAAACAUAUCAAAGACAACAUCCCUCUCAGCUCAAUGAGAGACGAGGACCCUCGCGAGGCGCUUCUGAAGUAUGCCGAAGCAGCCGAGAAGAAUCCAAUAUUCACUUAUGCAUGGAAAGACACGCAGCCCAAGACCAUCUACGCUGAGCUGAGUGACGAGGAGGAAGAAACCAAGCGAACAGGCUCUGAUAAGAAGCGGAUAAAACGGAAUUAUUAG